AUGGCAAACGACACAUCAAACGGAUCGUUGAAGUUCACCGUUUCUCAUCGAGGACAGACCUACAGCAUCACAGAAUCUCCAGAAACAACGUUGACGUCCCUCCAAGCACGCCUCGAGGAACUGACGUCAGUCCCUCCUCCUCAACAGAAGCUACUAUACAAGGGCAAGAAAGCUUCAUCCGCUUCCCCUUCCGAAGUGACGUUGUCGGCCGCGGGCAUCAAAGAUGGCACGAGGAUUCAAAUGCUCGGGUCGACCGCAGACGAGAUCGGCGGCCUCCAUGCGGUAGAGAAUGAACAGAGGAGGAAGGAUAAGAUUAUGCGCGAGCGUGCGUUGAAGGCACCCGCAAAGGUUCGCUCGACUGGAUCGGCCUCCAGCUCCUCCCUCCAGUACCGCUUCCACCGACUCGAACCGCUCCAGCACCUUCCCAAACCCGCGGAAGCGCUCUCGCUGCUGACUCGGCUGUCGACGGAUCCAGCGAUCCAACAUAUCAUGCAGAAGCACCAUUUCAGCGUUGGGCUCCUGACCGAACUCGCACCGCACGAACAACCACAUCUCCUGGGCCUCAACGUCAAUGCCGGUCAAGCCAUCAAGCUGCGGUUACGGACCGACAGAUACGAUGGGUUCAGGACGUAUAAUGAGGUGCGGCGUGUGCUUUGCCACGAGCUCACGCACAACGUAUGGGGCGAUCAUGACGAUAAUUUCAAAGAGUUGAAUUCCAAGCUGAAUCGCGAAGUGGCAGAAUUCGAACAAGAUCGACGAGACGGAACACAUACUCUUUCAGGCAUCACCGACGCAUUCCAGCCUUCUUCCGAGCUUGAAGCAGAGGCUCAAACCUACGUCCUCGGUGGUGCUAGCUCAAGCGUACCUACACUUCAUGAAUCCCCGGAAGACCGCCGUCAACGCAUCCUCAACGCGACGAUGGCCCGUCUCCACAAAGAGGACGAAGAGUUAGAGCAAAGCUGCGGCACCGCCGGUCCGGCUUCUCAUUCGUGA
Molecule: messenger RNA, 993 nt
Organism: Punctularia strigosozonata HHB-11173 SS5
Lineage: Eukaryota; Fungi; Basidiomycota; Agaricomycetes; Corticiales; Punctulariaceae
Product: WLM-domain-containing protein
Exons: 5
Coding region: 1-993 (330 amino acids)
Molecular function (GO): proteasome binding; protein binding
Source: RefSeq, a predicted model, not a curated record